Messenger RNA from Mycena citricolor, 1583 nucleotides. Lineage: Eukaryota; Fungi; Basidiomycota; Agaricomycetes; Agaricales; Mycenaceae. The record is from the annotation of a GenBank genome assembly.
CUGUCAUCGAUGGAGGUCCCACUGUAUAUAACAGAGUCUUGGAUGAGCUGCUAAACAACCACCACAACGAAGACGAUGUCGACGACGAAAGCAACCAUUCGCCCGCUUGUCAUAGGCACCUUUUCGACGGCGGAAAGUCUGGAAAAGAUGCGGGAGCUGAUUAUUCGCGACGGCAAAGAGCAUCACUGUUUCUCCAACGACCGCGGGCUUCAUAACCACCUUUCCCACCACCUUGUCGCAGCGUGUGACAUGGGAGCGACCCCGAAGCAGCUCGAGGAAAUAUACGAGAAGGAGGCACGGGGAGAGCGUCCCAUUGGGGACACUGGGGUUCCGGUGGACGAGAUGCGAUGGCAAGCAAGGCUGGGAGAUCGGAACGCCUAUGGUGCUUACCUCGUGUUCUUCUCAGACCAGAUCGCGAAAAAGGGUGUGACCAAGACACUCGAGGACUGGUUGAUGGCUGCGCCAGCUAAUUUCAACGGCACAUCGAUGUUUUCGCGUUUCUUCGGCGGCGCGUUGCAUCCUCUUCUCCAUGUCGGGUUCGGUGUGGAACUGGGCUUGGACUCACUGGUUGCUCAAGGGCUUGCUAUGUGCGCCACAACCGAAGGAGACUUUGUAUCUGUCCUGGGAGACCACUGGUCGUCCGCGAUGCCCAAGAUCCCCGAAGUUCCCACCAAAGGCGUCACUCUCUUUUCACUUCUCCGUCAAGUGUACGACUCGCCCGACUUGGUGCCCGCGCUGCCAUACGUUCCGAGCGACGCUAGCGGCGCGGGAAUCUACCAGGUCCUCCACUCUGCCACCCGCACUCAUGCGCUGCGCAACUUGUACUCCAAGUGGUCCAUCGACACGACCUUGGAAGGCGCUGCGUUUGAUGCCGAGAUCAACAGACGCGUCGAGGAAGCUUACUGGCAGUCGGUGCUGCUCACCGUUGGUCUCGGGCGCACCGGCCGUGAGCCCCGGGUCGAUUUCUUCCUGGUGCACGCCCUCACCAGCGCCAUUGUCUUGCCCCGCCUGCUCGAUGUACUGCCACAGAAGCUGCACAAAGUUCAGAUGCUGCAGGGCUAUGCCCGUUCUUCAGCUGCUUGGGUUCUCGCGCGUGGACGGCCGCGCAUCAAUCCUACGCUGCUCAUGUCGUAUCCCAAAGACCCGGCUCCCGCGAGCCUGAAGACUAGCAAUGUCACAGAUCCAUGGACGCCGAUCAUCACCAACGCACUCCGCUUCGAUGAUUCGCACAUCAUAAAGACCAUCCGCGCAUUGUAUUACGGACAGAUCCAUUACGGCAAAGUUGCCGCAGGCCAGGUCAUCGGUACGUUCAAUGAAACUGGCAAGGAGACCCAUCCGGGUCUUGCGCAGAUUGACGGCACGGUUUGGAUCCGCGCGGCGGGUGUCCUCCACUCAGCCCUCGGAUGGUCGUCGUUCAACAAUGCGGCUGCCAAGUGGGAUCGCAGUGGGCUUGGCUGGGACGCAGCGUGGGAAUAAGUGCUGGGCGUUAUCUUCGACCUGGCCUCACUUUAACAAGCAUGUAUUUGGCCAAAUUUGUCUGAAAUGAUAUAUCAACGACCUUUUCUGGAAGUCCGAAUCUCCAU